AUGGCAGAAAUAGUGAGUGGAGAACAGAUUCUUGAGUUCAAGGAGGCUUUUAGUCUAUUUGACAGAGAUGGAGAUGAGUGCAUUACAACUGAGGAGUUGGCUACGGUUAUUCGGUCUUUGGACCAAAACCCUACUGAGGAAGAGUUAAAGGAAAUAAUCGACGAGGUCGAUUUUGAUGGAAACGGGACGAUACAAUUCGCGGAAUUCUUGAAUCUCAUGGCCAGUACUAAAAUAAAUGUAAAUUAG
Striga hermonthica is the source of this 246-nucleotide messenger RNA. The record is from the annotation of a GenBank genome assembly. Lineage: Eukaryota; Viridiplantae; Streptophyta; Magnoliopsida; Lamiales; Orobanchaceae.